AUGUUUGGUGAUUACGACGAUUUAAAUGAUACUAUUGAUACAUUCUUCGCUGCUUCUCACGUAUUUGAUCUGCCUGUCAAAGAAUUUAGACUUCCAGAUACUAGACGUAAAUGGUUGAAAUACGCUGGACCAGUCAAUGUAUUCGUACCUGUCAUCAAGAAACCGAAGCACGUCCAUAAUGACACUUUUUAUAUACCCACUUUAGCAUCAUGCUAUCACAAGUGCCCUACAAAAUGCCCGGACACGUAUGCACCGGUAUGCGGAGUUCCCGGCAUAGUGGCCCGGGAACCUGCACUGAUAUUCCAAAACCAUUGCUUCAUGGACGUAGCGCAGUGUAAAAUGUUUUGGGAGGGUAAAAGCAGCACCGCUCAUAGCUCAUCCUAUAUGGAAACCUCCUUCCUUUUUUGCAUGGGAGACGAGAUGAAUGCUGUGUACAGAUUCCUACCGGCGAUAAGAACCUUGCAACACAUGGGAAGGUUGAAGAAGAAGGGAAAAUUUCGUAAGAGAAUAAGAAAUUUCAGAUAUCUCAGGGAUUUUAAAGGUGGUCGACCUAAUUUCAUGGGUUGA
This is a messenger RNA of Danaus chrysippus (African queen), 567 nucleotides long. The record is from the annotation of a GenBank genome assembly. NCBI's taxonomy places the organism in Eukaryota, Metazoa, Arthropoda, Insecta, Lepidoptera, Nymphalidae.